Messenger RNA from Acytostelium subglobosum LB1, 762 nucleotides. RefSeq lists its product as hypothetical. The record is from RefSeq and is a predicted model, not a curated record. Gene Ontology annotation, molecular function: double-stranded DNA binding; recombinase activator activity. Gene Ontology annotation, cellular component: DNA recombinase auxiliary factor complex; condensed nuclear chromosome. The coding region runs from base 1 to 762 and encodes 253 amino acids. Gene Ontology annotation, biological process: meiotic strand invasion involved in reciprocal meiotic recombination; meiotic joint molecule formation; homologous chromosome pairing at meiosis. NCBI's taxonomy places the organism in Eukaryota, Evosea, Eumycetozoa, Acytosteliales, Acytosteliaceae. The transcript has 2 exons.
AUGGUAAAGAAGGCUGCUAAAUCAAGUGCCCCAGCUGCUCCAAAGACAAAUGAUGAGGAUAUACUGGUCAAUUACUUUAGUAAGAAUAAUAGACCGUUCAGUCCACAACAGAUAGAAUUGGCAUUUCCACAAUAUGGAAAGACUAGAGUGGCCAAGAUGUUGAAGUUGUUGGCAGACAAGGGAAGCAUUGUUUCAAAGGAAAAUGGAAAGUCAUCAUUCAUUUAUUGGAUGGACCAGAAUGAGGAGAUGGACGAGUACGGUCAACCAGUGAAUGGUCCAAAGCCAACAACCGCCGAUCUAAACAAAGAGAUCUCCUCGCUCAAGACCGAGCUGGCAGAGAUGACCGAGCAACUCAAAGCCCUGCAGACAGAGGCUCGACAGCUUGAGGGCCAGCUCACAGAUGAGCAGUUGGCAAAAGAUAUCAGUGCAUUGGAUAUCGUUUCGUCUGAUCUAGACAACAAACUCAAAGCCUACAAGAGCAAGAAUGUAGUUGUUGCGCCUGAUCAAAAGAAGAAGUUGGAGGCCAAUCAUGCCAAGGCCAGAAGAGAAUGGCUGGCACGACGAAGGAUGUUCAAAGAGGUGUUGGACACCAUACUCGAGCGAUCGAGCAAGAAGAGAAAGGAUCUACAAGAGGAGAUUGGAUGGGAGACUGAUGAAGACCUCAAGAUCGAAGUUGUGGCUGAUAGAAGCAAGUCAUCGGGCGGUGUUGGUGGCGGUGGCACCAGUGGAGCACAACAAGAGUAUAAGAGACAAAAGAGAUAA